AUGCAUUCGGAUCUCCAUGUAGUCGUCCGCUUCCAUGACCAGUCAGUGUUUGCGGGCGAAGAGCUCCGAUGCACCAUCACCUUCAAGAAUGUCGCAACCUUGUCUGAACCCGUCACUCCAGCCUCCCAGACGCGACGAACAAGUCGGCGAGAGAGCAUCAACCAGAUCGCAGCUCAGGUGAACCGGACGAAUGCCUCCCCAAGAUUGGGUCAGAAUGGACGCGCUCGCAACAAUAACGACCAUCUGCCUGAACCCCCUGACCGCCACCGAGCUACGGCCUCAUACAGCCCAGGCUCACCAAACGAGCAUCAAACACGUCCGCAGAGGCCAACUCAUCAACAGCAGCGGUCGGUCUCCAUAAUCUCUGUCACCUCUCCCAUAGCCGCCGGUGACCUGUCGGAGAAUGGAGGCAGCUGGGCCAGACAACAGAGACUGAGUCAUCAACGAUCAUCCACAGUCGCCACACAGCAAGCUGCGCCGCUCUGGAAUGGCCAGAAUCGUCGAAACUCCCCCUCCGGCUCGCCGAAUCCUCCAGAAGGACGACAUAGGAGUCCAAUAUUUCGGGAUCCCACCCACCAGAACCCUGAACCUACCCCAGACUUCAAGUUUCCUCCCGACAAAGAUGAAGAUCGACCUUCUGCUUCAACCACAGACGAUGCCCUCAACGCUGGCUCUACUCAAACCGGGCCCACGGCUCGCAUUAUCUCAGGGACUGCAAACCAAGUUGCCAGCGAACGCAGUAGUGGCGAUUUCUAUUCUCUCAGCAACCAUUCACAGGAGACCGUCAUGUCUGAGCUACCAUCCGUCUUGUCAGAUCUUAGACCACUUUUCGACCACUCCAACCCCCUGCCUCGGAGGGUGCCAGGGAGACCUCAACGAAGGCCUCAAGCGGUCAAUCUUCUCAUGGGAUAUGCUCAACUGAGUGCGACCUUCACUCUAGACGCCUCCUUGAUCGAUCAGGCUCAUUUCGAAGAAGUCAAGAGCAAAGGCUUUCUUGGUGGACAGGCUGGCGGUGGUGUCGUCGGCGUCAAGAAGCCUCGUCCGACCAGUGGGUUCCUAGGGAAUUUUAGUCUGAAUAACAUUGGGGACUCACUCAACAGUCUGAUCAGCGGAGACAACAUGAGCAGUGUCAAGGAGAUGAACGCUGUAAAGAACUCCCGUGCGAUCCCGUUGCUUUCGACUCCACAAUCGCUUCUCUUCGUCGACAUGCACCUCGAACCGGGUGAAGAGCGAAGCUAUUCCUACGUCUACCCACUACCCCGGGGGCUACCUUCCAGUCAUCGAGGAAAAGCCAUCAAGAUAUCAUACAAUCUGACUGUCGGCGUCCAGGGUCUACCAGGAGGCCGUGAUGUACAUGCAGUCCGACAAGUCAAUGUUCCUAUCCGCGUCUUCUCCGGUGUCAACUAUGACGGCGAGAUCUUUGGCCAUGACUUGAUGCAACCCCAUGUCGUCCUUCAAGACCUGGCUCUCACUCAAUGCAUAUCAUCACCAGAGAGCCAGGAAGAGGCGGAAACACCGACCCUGAAAUCCGAUGAGAGGUCUACAGUAGAGUUCCUCCAGUUUGUGGAUACUCUGCUCGAUCGUAGCCGGAGACGUCAAUCGAGUAGCGGUACGAUGGAGGCUUUCUUGAGCAACCAGAAUUCAGGAGAUGAUCGCACUGCAAUCCAAGCCAUCAACCACGCCAUCCUUUUCAGCAACCAGCUCGCCGGUGGUGAGUCCAGUCCCAAUCGAUUCGAAAUUACCCGGAAUGGCCAGAAGGUGGCAGUCAUUGUCAUCGACCGCCCUCUUCACAGGCUUGGAGAAACGGUGACCGCUGUGGUCGACUUCUCGGAAGGACAGGUCCCUUGUGCAUCUCUCAGGUCGACGCUCGAAACCACCGAGAAAGUAAGUCAAGCACUGGCAGUUCGAUCUGCCACGACCAUCAAUCGAGUCACUCGGAAGGUCUACUGGGGACGGUCGGAUACCAUUUUGUUCUCGAAGCGAGCCAUAUUCGCACCUAGUAUACCAGCUGGGGCAACUCCGACAUUCAUGACCUCCGGUGUCAACCUCGAAUGGAGCCUUCGUUUCGAGUUUGGCACCAUCAAGCCUGUGGAGUUUGAGGACGGAGAAGAACAGGCCAUGGCGGAUCUGCUGGAAGAGGUGGUCAAAGAUGAAAGGGGUGCCAUCAAUGUGGCGGUGGAAAAUCUUGACUGUGAGACUUUUGAAGUUGUCAUUCCACUCACCGUCUAUGGUGAUUUGGUGCCGGACGGUAAGGAGGGAGAGGAAAUCGUAGCCAUUCCGAUAUGA
This is a messenger RNA of Capronia coronata CBS 617.96, 2286 nucleotides long. RefSeq lists its product as uncharacterized. Lineage: Eukaryota; Fungi; Ascomycota; Eurotiomycetes; Chaetothyriales; Herpotrichiellaceae. The coding region runs from base 1 to 2286 and encodes 761 amino acids. Gene Ontology annotation, cellular component: Ric1-Rgp1 guanyl-nucleotide exchange factor complex; Golgi membrane. The transcript is spliced from 2 exons. The record is from RefSeq and is a predicted model, not a curated record. Gene Ontology annotation, biological process: retrograde transport, endosome to Golgi.